AUGGAAAAUAGUGAUAAAAGCAACAACGAAAACAACAAUACUGUUGCUCAAGAAAAAGAACAACAACAAUCUCUUGUUGUUUCAACCGCGGUUCAUAAUAAUAAUAACAUCAUUUUACCCACAAUCCUUGAAAAUGACGAUAACGAAAAUCUGUUAACCACUAUUGUUCAAUCACCAACUGAAUUUCUUCCGCCUCAAAAAACUCUUACAACCACCAUAAUAGAACACAGAAAUAUUAGCCAAUCGUUACAAACAAAUGAUGACUUGCCUGAAAUGAAACCUAUCAAAGAACCACUUACAAGCAGUAAUUUUAUUCACAUAGGAAUUCCAGCAGAAAUUAAUUUUCCAAGUGCAAACAUUAAAGAAACAAUUGUUGGGGUAUUUCAUAUUUUUAAUCCUAAAGAUAAUCCGGUAUCAUGGAGCCUUAAACCAGCUUCAGUUGCCACAUUUCGGCGAUUGGGGACAUCAACAACAGCAGCAAUCAAAUUAGAUGAAGAAGUUUUUUCAGUCAGGAGACCAUCAGGAUACUUGAAAGCAAAAAAUGCAGUAAGGGUAGAUGUUCAUUUUCUUCCAACAGGUGUUGGUACAUAUAUGCAAACAUUUGUUUUGGAGGAUGCAGCAGAUGGUGAAGCAACAAGUGCAGUCGGAAUGAAAUUUCAAGGAAUUGCAACAGAGAAUACAUUCAGCGCACUUCUACAAAAAAAAAGGUUACCAAGAAAAGAGUUGAAAUUUGAAGUUGAAGGAACAGAGUUAAAAAUGCCACCAACCAGAAUAGGAAGGCAGAGAACAAUGGGAAUAAAAAUCAUAAAU
This is a messenger RNA of Entrophospora sp. SA101, 810 nucleotides long. NCBI's taxonomy places the organism in Eukaryota, Fungi, Glomeromycota, Glomeromycetes, Entrophosporales, Entrophosporaceae. The record is from the annotation of a GenBank genome assembly.